GGCAGCGUGUUUUGUCAAUAUAUGCGCGUGUUCUGGCGACUCCACAAAAAAGAUAUUGCUGACAAGAAAGUAUGCAGACGACUGAGCGGCGGCUGUCGUCGAGUGCGUCGGUGUCGUCCGUGCGCCGACGGACGGGAUCGAUAAGUCCGAAGAAGGUGUCCUUGGUGGUGAAGCCAGUGGCCGUGUACUGCUGGGGAUGGGGCGGCAACGGCCAACUGGGCACGAACGACCGCGAGAGCCGCAUCACGCCUUACCUCGUCCACGCAUUGUUGGAGAAGACAUCGAUCUCCAAGGUGGCUUGCGGCAGUCGGUUCACAUGUACAACCGACUUCAUCUUGCUGCAGUGCAACGACGCGAGAAUCUCACGUGAAUACGUAGUGGCGUUGACGGCGUCGGGGUCGGUGUUUGCGUGGGGAAAGAACGACUAUGGCCAACUCGGCAUCGGUCACCACCUCCAAGCUCAGGUAUACACACAUCCAUCGCAUUCCCAUGAUCCUUCCUAAGUUACAAGUCGUCGUAGCUGGAACCCCGGUUGAUCGACUCGUUGAGCGACAUUGCGAUCACCACCAUCGCGACGCGGGGUUCGCACGUCCUGGCGAUCUCCGAGGACGGCGCGGUCUUCUCAUGGGGCCGCGGGGACGAAGGGCAACUAGGUCACAACUCGCGGGAAACGCUGCAUCUGCCCAAACGCAUCGCGAAGCUGCAUCACAUCGUAGACGUCGCGUGCGGCCGCGCGCACUCUGCCGCGCUUGGACACAACGGCGCGGUGUACACGUGGGGAAGCGGAGAAGACGGUGCGCUAGGUCUGGACGACGUCGAGUCCGCUCUCAUACCCACGGCACUGCUUCUUCCUUCGUCCGUCCAGGCCAUUGCUUGCGGAUCGCGCCAUACGCUGGCCAUAACAUCAGAGUUUACCGUACUGAGCUGGGGAUGGAACAUGUAUGGCCAAUUGGGCUUGGGACAUCUGGACACUGUGAGAAUUCCCACCGAGAUCCCAUCCUUUCUCGGCCACAAAGUCGUGCAGAUUGUAUGCGGAUUCCGGCACAAUUUCGCAGUGGUGCCGCACUCGGGGAUGACAGUCGACGUGUUUGGGUGGGGCUGGAACGAGCACGGCCAACUCGGCGACAUCGAGUUGGGCUUGGACCUUGCAGUCGUCCAUCGUCCCCAGCGCCUUCGUUCUUUGGUAGUAUCCAAAAUUCGAUCAUAAAGUCACGUUAUAUUCUUCUAAUUUCACGUUUAUCCAUCUAAUUUUACGUUAUAUUCACCUAAUUACACGUUAUACUCACGUAAUUACACGUUAUAUUAACCUAAUUACACGUUAUAUUUACGUAAUUGCACGUUAUAUUAUCGAGAUUUCCCGUGUUUUCUACAUUUUUUCGUGUCAUGAUGUUCCUUGGGUCAUCAUGCAGAUGGACGUGUCGUUGACGUCGUUGGCGGCGGGAGGGCGGCACUCCCUGUGCAGCGUCCAUCCGCACGGGAGUUUUGCGUGGGGUCGCGGCACGGACGGCGAGGUGGGCACGGGCGUCAUCACGUCCAGCCAGCGGACGCUGACGUGCAUCUUGCACCACCGCGUGGUGUUCCAAGUGGCGUGUGGGUGGGCGCACUCGGUGGGCCUGGUGCAGGAAGACGUGUGUGCGUCGACGUUGUCCACCUCUGUGACAUCGUUCAAGUGGAUGACGUCAGGGGACUGGGACGCGUUCUCCGGCAUGUUCGUGCAGACCAUCCUCCAGCUCAUGAUCGUGUCGAGUCUACUGCCGACGCAGGUCCAUCUUCCCCUGAAAGACCUCCACGAAACCAUCCUUCCCGCGGCCGUCGCCACGACCGUCGUGGGCAAUCUCUUCUUCGCGCUCCAAGGCGUCCGCCUUUCUCGACACGAUCGCAGGCAUGACGUCACCGCCCUUCCCCACGGCAUCAACACCGUGUUAGUGUUUGCAUAUGCACUGAGCAUCAUGGAGCCAGAGUUCCAGCGCACCCAGAGCUUUACGGCGGCGUACGAAGUGGGCAUCUUCGCGGCGAUCGCGACGGGAGUGCUGCAGAUGCUGCUUCUGCCCUUGCUGAGUCUGCUUCAAGCGGCGAUUCCCAAGGCGGCGCUGCUGGCGUCCGUGUCUGGCAUCGCUCUGACCUUUCUCAGCAUGGGCUUUGCGUUUGAAAUAUGGGAAAAUCCACUCGUGGCCCUCGGUCCCCUCUUGUUAUUUCUCGUAUCGUAUGGCGCCGGCGUUAAACUACCGCUCCAUGUCCCCACCGGCCUCGGCGCGUUGUUGCUUGGCACGAGCUUGGCGCUUGGGUUGUACUACACCGGCACCCCCACCACGUUUGUCCCGUUUUCGGAACCGUAUGCGUUCACGGUGCAAAUGGUAAACGUGGACGUUGGGUUGGUGUAUCGGGCGUUGACGAGUGGCGCCGGGUGGAAGUACAUGAGCAUCAUUGUGCCCAUGGUCUUGGUCAACGUGAUGGGGGCGAUUGCCAACUUGGAGACGGCGGCGGCGGUCGGCGACAAGUACGACCCCCUCGCGUGCGUGUUUGGAGAUUCGAUCGUGACGAUCUUGGGGGCGUGCCUUGGGAACCCCUUCCCCACGGGCAUUUACAUUGGCCAUCCCAUCUACAAAGCCAUGGGCGCUCGCGUGGGGUACUUGGUCCUUAACGCCGUGUGCAUUUCGCUCCUCGCCCUUGUCAACGCGGUGCCAUGGCUGCUUGGGACAAUUCCCAUUGCAUCGGGAGUGGGCUUCCUCCUCUGGAUUGGGAUGGUGAUCACGUCCUCGAGCUUUGAGCGCAAGGCACACGACUCGAACCACGGGACGGCGGUCGUGUUGGGAAUGAUCCCAGCGCUGGCGGCAUGGGCGUUUCAGUUGGUGCAAACCACGCUCCACGCCGUGAAUACAAACUCCAACAUGACGGCGGCGCUCGACAGCCUCGCGGCCGCGGGGUUAAAUCCCCAGGGAAUGAUCGCGCUUUCCCAGGGAUAUCUUCUCACAGCGAUCGUGCUCGCGUCCACGAUGGUGCACAUCAUCGAGCGCGACUUUAUCUACGCCGCGGCGUGGAUGGCCGUGGCGUCCAUGUUAAGCGCCACGGGAAUCAUCCACGCGUAUCGCGUUGUGGGGAACGCGAUCGAGCCAGCAUUGGGAUUUUUCCCCACACAAGUGUCUCACCAGUUUGCGAUCGUGUAUGCUGGGAUGGCGCUGAUGCUGGGUGCGUUCCACUUGGGCGAGGAAGAGUACAAGUACACGUGGAGCCAUGUGCUCAAGAUGGUCACGUGGAGCAAGCAGUGGCUGCCACGUCAUGCACCCGCGGCGGCGUCCAUCGACGAACACACGCCGCUGCUCCUGCGCUCGCAAAGCACCCUCCUUGAAAUGGAAAAGUAGCUUGGAGGGAUUAACUAAAAAGGACUAGUUCAACGCGCACGAUUAAUAGUAGUAGUAGUAGUAGGUAUUUGUAUCAAAAUACCUACUUUUGCCCAAAAUGUGGCUGACUUUUGUGCUGAUUCUUUGC
This is a messenger RNA of Aphanomyces astaci, 3486 nucleotides long. RefSeq lists its product as hypothetical. The record is from RefSeq and is a predicted model, not a curated record. The coding region runs from base 1404 to 3359 and encodes 651 amino acids. The transcript has 9 exons. Lineage: Eukaryota; Oomycota; Saprolegniomycetes; Saprolegniales; Verrucalvaceae.